Messenger RNA from Culex pipiens pallens (northern house mosquito), 904 nucleotides. RefSeq names its product alpha-tocopherol transfer protein-like. Bases 88 to 609 code for a protein of 173 amino acids. The record is from RefSeq and is a predicted model, not a curated record. The transcript is spliced from 2 exons. NCBI's taxonomy places the organism in Eukaryota, Metazoa, Arthropoda, Insecta, Diptera, Culicidae. Gene Ontology annotation, cellular component: membrane. Gene Ontology annotation, molecular function: phosphatidylinositol bisphosphate binding.
GACUCCAGAGGACACACUGUUAUCCUAUUGCAGGCACGAGUGUUCAAUCCGGAUCGAUUCACCGUUACGCAUCAGAUACGGCAGGUGAUGUUGCUUCUGGAGAGUACCUUGGACCGCGAGGAAACUCAAAUCAACGGUUAUGUGGUCAUUUGUGACUACCGUGAGGUUUCACUGAAACAAUUUGUUGUAUGGUCGAUAACCGAUGCAAGUAACACGGCGAAGUGCAUCUUCCAGUCGUUACCGGUACGGAUUCAGGAGAUUCACGCAAUAGGAGUCCCCAAGUUUAUAUCGUUUGUGACCGAUCUUGUGCUGUCAUCCAUGAGUGAGAAGAUUAGAAGUCAAGUUUUGUGUCACAAAUCAUUAGAAGAAACGAAAAAGCACUUGGAUCUUUCCAUUCUGACCACAGACUACGAAGGUGGUAGCCAGAAUCCUGAACAUCUCAAGCAAGAUUUUAUAAAAAGGGCCGAAGAUAGGCGAAGUGAGGUGUUGCUGAUGGAUGAAAUGAGUAUUGACAUCUCGCAUUGCCGAAACCUCUGGCAACAAAACAACGGCUUGAGCAAGAUCGAUGCUGGUUUAGUUGGCAGUUUCAAGAAGCUGAAUGUCGAUUAGUGAUAUUCAAAGUGUAAGCAAUAACAAGAUAUACGAACAUAUUCCUUUUAACUUCAAAUGGAAAAUAUUCUCCAAACAUUUCCAAUUUGUAUGACUCUUUUGAAGAAACUGCAACGAGUUUGUGGAUUUAGGGGUAAUUCCUGAUUCGGACAUAAAAAAUCACAUGCAUUUUUUUUUUGUAAAUAUAGAAUGUCAAAUUUAUUCAACUGUUUAAUACUAUCGAAUUCCUGAUAUUAAUCGAAUCUUAACUUGCACUUGCACCAGCCAGAGUGAUCGCAAAAUGUGUAACAUGCGA